GGAUAAUGCGCGACAAGUAGCACAUACAGAUAUAAAGCGAACAUGUCGAGGGUGCCGAUUCAGUCGCUCGCGACACGUGUGUGCGACUCGUCGGGAUCGAGGCAGCAGCAGGAAGUGACUCCGCAACACUCCUCCCCGGUGACUACGCAAAGGGACUCCGAGAGAGCGAAGGGAGGCAGUCACUCUGAUCGAAGAAGUGCGCGAUUUUUAAUUAAUUGAGAUAUCAAUUGAUGAGAAAAAAGGAAACAAAGACGUCGUCGCGUGUCUGGUAAAUCUUCAAGGAUGAUCUCCGCGUGGAAAACGUGCUGUGCCCGACUGCCACAACGAUGGGUAUUCGCCAUUAUGGGAUUUUUGGCGAUCCUGAACGCCUAUACCAUGAGAAUCUGCCUCUCGAUCACUAUUACGGAAAUGGCGUAUCCGAUAAAACACAAUUAUACGGACGAUACAUGUGAGAUGCCGGAAUCGAAAACACGAGAGAGCAACAUAACGGGUGAGGCGCGCUAUGAUUGGGAUGAACAAACGCAGGGUAUCAUUCUUUCGUCGUUCUAUUGGGGCUACGUGAUCACGCAUCUGCCAGGCGGCAUGUUGGCCGAGAAAUUCGGCGGCAAGUACUCCCUCGGGCUCGGCAUUCUCUCGACCGCGAUAUUCACGCUGUUGACGCCGGUGGUAGUCAAGUGGGGUGAACACAACGGUCUGAUAGUGCUGCGGAUCCUCAUGGGUCUCGGUGAAGGCACUACCUUCCCAGCGCUGAACGCUAUGCUGGCGCAAUGGACACCGCCGGAGGAGAGAUCGGUGAUCGGCUCGAUGGUAUUCGCUGGCGCCCAGCUCGGUACCGUAGUAGCCAACUUGCUAUCCGGCCUGAUUAUUCAUUACUACUCAUGGCCUGCGGUAUUCUACGUGUUUGGCGGGCUCGGCGCCCUCUGGUUCUUCGUGUGGGUGCUGAUAUGUUAUAACAACCCCUAUGAGCACCCAUUCAUCUCUGAGCGCGAAGUCAAAUACUUGCAUGAACGGAUGAACGAACACACCCACACGAAACCGCCAUCCGUACCCUGGCGGCAUAUGCUGAGCUCGGUGCCCAUCUGGGCACUGAUCGCUGCCCAGGUGGGCCACGAUUGGGGCUUCUUCACCAUGGUCACCGAUCUGCCCAAGUACAUGAGCAGCGUGUUGCACUACUCCAUCAAAGACAACGGCUUCGUGUCAGCGUUGCCAUAUCUCGUGAUGUGGUUCUGCAGUCUGGGAUCGUCCUGGCUGGCCGACUGGAUGAUCACCAGGAACAUCAUGUCGCGCACCAACGUACGGAAACUUGGCACCACGAUUGCUUCCGUAGGUCCAGGGGUCUUCAUCAUCGCUGCAUCCUACGCGUCGUGCGACAAGACGCUCGUGGUGGCCAUGUUCACUAUUGGCAUGGCUCUGAUGGGUACCUUCUAUCCCGGGAUGAAAGUCAACGGGUUGGAUCUCAGUCCCAACUACUCCGGCACUCUGAUGGCGUUGGUGAACGGUAUCGGCGCGUUCACCGGUAUCAUCACGCCGUACAUCGUCGGCGUGUUGACACCGGAGCAGACCCUUGGUCAAUGGCGGAUCGUCUUUUGGAUCGUAUUCGGUGUCUUCAUCCUUACCAAUGUGAUCUUCGUCAUAUAUGCAAGCGGUGAGGUCCAAGAGUGGAAUGAUCCGGACUUCGUUACGAAGGAUCGUGAGGAGAGGCGGCGGCGCAAGCAGCAGAAGAAGCAGAAAGUGCCUGAGAAGGCAUGAAAGCGUCGUCUCGGAUGACUGCUGCUUUUCGCGACGCCGGAAAAACUGAGUGCUUGCACUCCACGAGCAGGAAAAGAGCCACAAAUGUUUUUCCUCUUCAAGAGGAAACAACCUCGCGCGUCCAAGAAGCCGACUAUCUCUUCUUCUUCUCUCUGUCUCUCUCUAUCUCUAUCUCUCUCUUUCAACAAGUCUCAAGGUCCGCUUCUUUUGUGGUUUCGCCAUGAUUUUCGAUAACGAUCUCAUCUGAUGAGAUAUGUAAGAGAGACGCACAUCUUUUCGAUCCUCGCGCGUAAUCCUUGAAUAAUAAAUGUGUCGAGCGCGCCGUUUCUCGGAUGCAUGAAUUGACAGGAGAGACUUUCACGCAGACGAGUCUUCUACCCCGAAAGGAGGAGCCGUAUUAGAAACAAUUAAAAACGAUAAGCUAAUAUAAUGAUUGUACAUAUAACACUAGCGAUUCCGUUAAGAUAUGAUUAAGUAGAUUUAGCGAAUUCGAAUCAUCGACUCUCUGUAUAAAUCGCGCCGGAGUGCAUAGAUCGUUACGAGUGUCAUCGCGAGCAAUCUCGCCUCUUGCGGUCUUCUAGAAGAUGAAAUCUUCUAUCGUUGCGAAAGAGCAAUCGGUCACGUUGACAAGUAGCUGAUCCCCAUCAGUUCCAGUUACGUCAGACGCGGCUAUUAUUCGACAGCCAAAAAUGCAAAUAAAAAGCCAAAGAUAGACAGGCCCGACGAUGAUCCAAAUUUCCUCGGGCGAUUCUAUCUUUCGCCUCGUAAAUUCCGCUCGACGUAAAAUGUGUAUAAUGUUGUAUAUAAUAAUACGCCGACUUGUGAAAAAUGCGCCGUGAUUAUACAUGUAAAAUGCCACAUAUCUCGAUGUCGUUCCACGUCAUCGAACAACGCAAGAGCGGUGAUUUCGACAAAGUCACGCGUGCGGGAACUUACUAAAAACCGCAGACAUUACGUAAUACGCGCGAGUCAUUUUCUUUCUUCGUAAUCGCGUCGUUACUGCAUGUUACGCCUAAUUAUUCGUGUUCUAAUUCUAUCUACCGUAUCGCUAUAAUCGCCCGUAUUACGUAUAAGCUAGUUAUAUAUGUAUAUGAUUGUUUCCUCCGUAGCGGCAAUUUACUCAAAUCGUGCUUUAUCAAAUGUACACAAAAUUGCUCGAGGAACAAGAUAACAAUUAAAGCGGAAAGGAACGCGUUUGCGCUCCUCGGAUAUCGCGACGCGAAUUAAGUUCGACGCCGACUUUCUCACACGUUCUUAUCGUACAUUUGACAGGAUGAGCGCAUGUACAUACAUACUCUUGCGGAGGCAUCGACGGGCGUGUAACGAUUCGUGUUACCGCAAAUCGUCAAUUUUUGCGUUCUUACUACAUAUUCACCGAUUUAUCAGCUGAUCGAUAAAUUACGCACGUAAUUCCGCGAACCUGUUUUACAAAAUCCAGAUCAAUCCAGCUACUCUCUUAUCACCCUUUCACUGUUCUACAUUCUAGCAUAGUUCUACCGAGUUCGAGAUACUCUGAUGACAUGUCGAAGAAUGUUUCGAUUGAAUGUACUUUCACGUAAAAAAAAUUUAAGUACAAAUAAGAACGACUGAAAUACUUCAUCCUAUAUAAUAAAAUCACGAUGCACCGCACGCGCGGUACGAAAUUGUCGAAAUUCUUUCGACUGACGAACCGAUGAUGUUUCACGUAAGCGAGAUUACAAACGCCGAGCAGAGAAACGAUAAACGGUGUGCUGAUAAUAUUAAAAAAAGCCAGUCAAGAUAUUUCAUAAUUUCACGUAAGCACAUACGAUUGGGAAUCGAUUAAAUUACAGCGGAUAUAUUCGGCAGUCAGAUCCAGUAUCAUGUCUGAUAAGCGCAAGAAAUCAUCUGAUGGACUAUCAUUGAGCGAUUAAUCAGACACGAUAAUGUAUCAAAGUAUCAUUUCGCAAAUUUUUUCGGCCGGCUUGUUUCGCACCGUUUGCCUCAGAAAUCGAAAAUGAUAUAGAUCUAAUUGCUAAUCCGUAAUAAGAGUUUAUAAUUGGCCGUGACAAUUGCAAGAUCUCGCGACGAAGAUCAACUGAACUGACCAACGGUAAUUCCCGGUAAUUCCAUACUUGCAGUCUCAUUCACGUGUCUUGUUUAGAACUGUAUAAUUUUUAGAAAUGUAAUUGUGAUCACACACGUUACAAUUAAAGAGUUUAUUUUUCUUGUUACUGAUCUCAAGUUUCUAUUCGUUUUCAAUAUCUGUGAUAUUUUAUUUGUUUCAAUGUCUGCGAUGCUGAUGCAAAAGUGAUGCUCGCAAGCCACGACAGGAACUCACCGCAUACGUUGCGUGCAUUAUUACGUUAAUGAUGGUCGAGUACAAUAGCAGGAUUGCCCCCAGCUGUAAUUGCUACACUACCCAAUUUUUAACGAGGUUUAUGCAGGACUCGUUUUGCGAAAUAAACGCUAAUUAGUCGACGUAUCUGCGGAACAUGUUUUGAAUACGAAGAACACCGCAUGUCAAUGUUAUUUGAAACGUAUUUCCCGUACAGAUCAGUUGAAGCGUUAAUCAAAUCCUCAUUUAAUUGAAAGAAAACAUAUUAAGCUUGCAAGCGAUUUCAAUUUAUUUUAAUUGAAAUAAAAUAUCGCUCCGUGAUCAUUGUCUCUUAAAUUUCUCUAAUUCCAUAUAUGUUAGGAGAACACUUGUGAUUUUGUACAAAAAUAUUAAUAAUAAUCAAGAUGCAAUUG
Molecule: messenger RNA, 4458 nt
Organism: Ooceraea biroi (clonal raider ant)
Lineage: Eukaryota; Metazoa; Arthropoda; Insecta; Hymenoptera; Formicidae
Product: putative inorganic phosphate cotransporter
Biological process (GO): transmembrane transport; monoatomic anion transport
Cellular component (GO): membrane
Molecular function (GO): transmembrane transporter activity
Source: RefSeq, a predicted model, not a curated record